AUGGAGGCGCGUGGCAUUCGCGACCAGAUCGUCGUUGCGACAAAGUAUACGACGAACUACAAGCGUGGUGCGAACAUUGCGCAGAAGAUCAACUAUGCGGGAAACAACUUGAAGUCGCUUCACAUCUCCGUGGAGGAAUCUCCCAAAAGGUUGCGCACGGACUAUAUUGAUAUCUUGCAUUUGCAUUGGUGGGAUUGGGACACUUCAGUGGAGGAGGUCAUGAAUGGCCUCCAUUAUCUUGUCGCGGCCAGAAAAGUUCUCCAUCUAAAAGCGAAUCAAUACGCUCGGAUGGCAGGCAAGACUCCCUUCGUCAUGUACCAAGGAUCUUGGUCGAUUAUGCAGCGCGAUUUCGAGCGUGACAUGCUUCCCAUGGCCCGAUCCGAAGGCUUGGCACUCGCUCCGUUCAGAGUGCUCGCCGGGGGGAUGAUCCGAACGGACGGAAAGGAGGAAAGGCGUAAGGGAUCGGGUGGGGACGGCCGGACGAUAUCUCGACCGGACUGGCUUCGGAUGGAGGCCGAACGCAAGGUCUGUAAAGCUCUGGAGGAGGUCGCGGCGCAGGUCGGUGCUGCGAACAUACAGGCGGUGGCAAUCGCCUACGUGAUGCAGAAGGCUCCGUACGUGUUCCCGAUCGUCGGUGGACGGAAAGUGGAGCAACUGGAGGACAACAUGAAGGCGCUCGACAUCAAGCUGUCGGACGAGCAGGUCAAAUUUCUGGAAGGCGUGCUCUCGUUUGACCUUGGUUUCCCUCAUUCUAUGGUGGGCAAUGGGACGGCACAUUCGCUGACGAUGCUGAACGCGGGACAUAUCGACAAGUGGCCGCGCCCGCAGGCCAUCCGUCCCGAAUAUGCCCUGGUCGAUAGCGAAUCGGAGACGGGCGGCUGA
Messenger RNA from Epithele typhae, 882 nucleotides. Its product is annotated as NADP-dependent oxidoreductase domain-containing protein. The transcript has 7 exons. The record is from RefSeq and is a predicted model, not a curated record. Bases 1 to 882 code for a protein of 293 amino acids. NCBI's taxonomy places the organism in Eukaryota, Fungi, Basidiomycota, Agaricomycetes, Polyporales, Epitheliaceae.